Messenger RNA from Eupeodes corollae, 1851 nucleotides. It is a transcript of the gene nis, whose product is annotated as reticulocyte-binding protein homolog 1. The record is from RefSeq and is a predicted model, not a curated record. NCBI's taxonomy places the organism in Eukaryota, Metazoa, Arthropoda, Insecta, Diptera, Syrphidae. The coding region runs from base 60 to 1691 and encodes 543 amino acids. The transcript has a single exon.
UUUUUCAAACUUGUCUCAUAUUAGAGCUAUUUGACUUUUUGUAACACAAAAUUUAAAAGAUGAGUAAAAAAGUUUCCAUACGAUAUCUUAUUAAUGUUGCAAUCGGAAGCCCCGAACCUGGUGUCGUGAAUUUCAAUGCCCUAUACACGGUUCUUCAAGCAAUAUCCGAGAAACUUGAUAUUGAAGAUGACCAAAUUGAGGUUGAUAGUUCAUUGAUCCCCGUUACAACAAAUAUUUUAGACAGCAAAAGUAACGUAUCAUCUGAACAACUAAUGAACCGGCAAGUAUAUGAUAACUCACAAGAUGAGCAACUUGCUUCAAAAAACCGAUCUGAAAAUUCAACGGAAACCAAAAGAACACAAGUGCAACCUUCAAGUUCAACGCACAACCAGCAGAUUAUUGAAGACCGUAAAGUUGUUUUUGGAAAUCAACAUAAAAAGACCCAUGAUAACGAGGACGCAAGUAAGAAUGAAGGAAAGAAAUCCAAGGAUUUAGACAUUAGGCAACAAAUUGAUUUCCUUUGCGAAAAAUUGGAAAAAAUCGAAAACUUUGCUGCAUGGAGCUUUGACACAGAGCAAAGUGUUGAAUACCUUCGUCAGGUAGUCGACCAGCUUCAAGACAAGGUAGAAUUACUCGAUCGAUCAAUUUGUGAGAUAAAAAAUAUAAGAUACGAUCGAGAGAAAGACAUCUCAGCUUGUAGAGGAAAGUUGGAUUAUGAUAAAUUGUUACAUGUUACUGAGGUAUUGAGACAAGACCUCAAUGCUCUGAAGGAAUCAAUCUAUGGCAGUGACUCGAAAAAAUUGCAAAUGAAAAACACACUUUCCGAUAGUCCUAAUGACUUAGAAAUAGAGAGACUUGAUAAUGAAUUAAUUGAACUAAAAUCCAACAAUUGUAUUUUCAAUGAAAAGCUGAAGAGCUUAGAAGAAACAGUUGCAAACAUUGAUAUAGACUCUUCGAUAGCUAAGCUAGACUUGUUUCAUAAUGAAAUAUCCACUCUAAAAGCUCAAAUAGAAAACUCAACUAUAGAAACGGAACAACAGGCCUUGAAAGAAUUUACCAACAAACUUGCAGAGGAGGUCCAUUUGAAAAUCGAUAAGGCAGAAAUUGAAGAGUUAUUGUCAGAAAAAGUCGAUUAUAGUAUGCUUCAUGGAAAAGUUUCGGUUGAAGUUAUGGAUGCUGAAAAUCGUAAAUUUGAAAAACAACUUACUGAAAUCACUGAUUGUGUCAUUUUCAAUGACGAACGGAUUCAGAAGCAAAUUGAAGACAUUAAAAAACUAGUUGGUGAUGAAAAUCUAAACGAUUUGCUAAAUAAAAUCGAACACAAACUCAAUAAGGAAAUCCAAAGGAUUUCUAGUGAUCUUAAAAGACUAAUGGAAAUGAAGCCUGAUAUUGAUUCAGCAGUGACAAGGCUAAAAGACCUGACUUGUUUAGCUUGUGAUCAGGAUGUUGUUAUGAAAACAGUUGAAGUUAAUAAUUUAACGAAAUUCGGUGAUGCUCAUGUCUCAAAAAGUAUUGGUCCUUCUGUUUCAUUUGAGGUGGCAAAGUUAAGAGCCUCUGGGAAAAUAGGAGCUUUCAACGAUGAUGAUAUUAUAUUCCACUUGGAAAAGAAAUUCCGUCACAGUGGUGGUGUGCAUACUAUUAUAACUAGAAAAGAUUACUUCACAAAGACCAAACAGCGUAGGACCAAGUAACUAAAUUGGAUUCAGGAAAAUGGAAUACCACGAGAUGUUUAUUGCCGUCAUCUAUAUUCUAUCAACCAAACGCCACUGCAGAAAUUUUACUUUGCUUUUAAAUUUCUCAUAUAGCUAAUCUAUUAUUCAUUUUAAAAUAAACUUGAUUAGAAACUGAUUA